AUGGAGCUUUCCCUGGAAGCUUCUUUGGAACCUUACAUUUGCGCUUGCUUCAACGAUUCAAUUCGACUUGUUCGCUACUUAACAAGAGUCAGUAUUCUUGCUAUAUCUAUACUACGCAUUGACACCUCCACCAUGGGCUCCGUCGCUCCACCCAAAAACGAGGACCUCCCCCAAGCAGACUCGCCCUACCUCGAGCUCGUACCAGCUACCCCAGAGGAACAUCUAGAGACUCUACGACUAAACAGCAAAGCCUGGAAGGGACAAAUAACGCUAGACCAGUACAUUGAGCGUGAGACUCGACUCUCGAAGCAAAACCUCACCAAGGACGGAUCACUCACGUGCUGGAUACUCGUGGAUCGCAGGCAGGAACCAAACUCGCGAUUGAUCCUGAGUUCCUGCGAGACAUACCGUAAGCCCGCGUAUCUUGCAUAUAAAGGGAAAGUAGAAGAUAUCAUAUGCCAUGGAGUCGGAAGUGUGUUUGCACGCUCGGAGUUUCGAGGUCGUGGGUAUGCUGGACGCAUGAUGGAAGAAUUGGCCAAGAAGCUGGAUACUUGGCAAUCAGAAAAUCAGCCGCGGAAGCAAGGAAUAUUCUCUGUGCUCUUCUCCGACAUUGGCAAGAAUUAUUAUUCCAAGUAUGGGUGGAAGCCGUUCCCAUCCUCUCACAUCUCCCUGCCACCGCUGUCAGACAGCCAGUUUCAGACGUCUCUUGAAACGGCAAAGUUGCCCAAGGCAAAGAUGUUGGCUGCCGAAGAUGUUCGUGAGUCCAUGUGCAGCGAAAUAAACGAGAAGAAGAAUAGAAACUUUCUCAAGGUUGUCUCUGAGAAGUCUCCCAGCAGCGCCAAAAUAUCCAUUGCGCCGGAUUAUGAUCAUAUGGUGUGGCACUGGGCGCGUGAAGCGUUUUAUGAAGAUGUCGGCGUCUUUGAGAAAGCGGAUCCACCCGUGCGAGGCGCUGGUGUUGACCAUCACCACAUAUACUGCUCGUGGGUUCGAAGUGUAGGCGACUCCCCCACUAGUCACACUCUAUACAUCUUGCGAUUGAUAUAUGACGAGCCAUCGACGCCAGCUGAGGAACUGGCUACAAUCGAAGCGAUUGCAGCUGUCCUCCGUCAAGCGCAAUAUGCGGCGUAUAAGCUCAAGAUGAAAAGCGUCGAUUUCUGGAAUCCAUCCCCUUUGGUAGAGAAAGCGGCCAAGUUGAUGGAUCAGAAUGUCCAGGUGGUGCAUCGUGAGGACAGCAGUAUCAGCAGUUUGAAAUGGAAUGGUGCUAGUCAGGGACUUGGAGAUGAGGUGGAGUGGGUGUGGAAUGAGAAGUAUAGCUGGUGUUGA
This is a messenger RNA of Talaromyces stipitatus ATCC 10500, 1323 nucleotides long. RefSeq lists its product as uncharacterized. The coding region runs from base 1 to 1323 and encodes 440 amino acids. The record is from RefSeq and is a predicted model, not a curated record. NCBI's taxonomy places the organism in Eukaryota, Fungi, Ascomycota, Eurotiomycetes, Eurotiales, Trichocomaceae. The transcript has 2 exons.